This is a messenger RNA of Nicrophorus vespilloides, 2134 nucleotides long. RefSeq names its product LMBR1 domain-containing protein 2 homolog. Lineage: Eukaryota; Metazoa; Arthropoda; Insecta; Coleoptera; Silphidae. Gene Ontology annotation, cellular component: membrane. The record is from RefSeq and is a predicted model, not a curated record. The coding region runs from base 17 to 2107 and encodes 696 amino acids. The transcript is spliced from 9 exons.
UAAGAAUAAACUCAAAAUGCAUUACGGACCACUUGUCACCAAGAUUUUACUCUCAUUUAUGCUGUCCACCAGUGUGCUAUUCAGAUAUGGCAACUGGUUUCGACACCACAUCAUUGUCACAUUGGUUGUCCAACUAGCAUGGUUUUUCAGCUUCUUAAUUAUAUUUGCUUUACCACUUGAUGUGAUCUCUACUGUAUUUAGGCAAUGUGUUGAGGAGAAUGUACAUUUAAAUGCAACAAUUGAUCCUAAUUCCACAACUCCAACACCAAUCACCUGCGAAGAACCAUGGAGUAAUGUCCCAGAGAGCAUUUUCCCAAACCUCUGGAGGACAGUUUACUGGACAAUGCAAUGUUUAACAUGGCUAUUCAUGCCAAUGAUGCAAUCUUAUAUAAAGGCCGGCGACUUUACCAUAAAGGGAAAGUUGAAAUCGGCGCUGAUCGAUAACGCCAUUUACUACGGAUCGUAUUUGUUCAUCUGUGGUAUUUUAUUGAUUUAUUUGGCAACUAGACCUGGUAUUGAUAUAUUUGAAUGGUCAAAAUUGAAGGCCAUCGCUUCAUCAGCCAGUAACACCUGGGGUUUAUUUUUGCUGGUUCUUUUACUUGGUUAUGCGUUGGUUGCUGUGCCACGUAAUUUAUGGAACAACUCUAAUCAAUCGUAUGUUUUAAAUCACGCCUAUUUUAAAGCGGCGAAAUUAAGCGCCGAUAAAGCCGAAGCCGAAGAAAUUGUUGAUGAUGUUUUAGAGUCUUUACAGGCUAUUUCCUUGGCAGUGAGACCAGGUCAUGCUCUGCAUCAGAAUUUGGAAACUAUAAUUCAGAAGGUACCAAGCGAGCUCAAGGAUCGAAUGAACAGGCGCCAGUUGCCCGAUGAUACUCCCACAGAUUCUCCUGGAGAAAAGACGUUGAUUCGUUUACAUAAACAGGUUAUAAAAUCUCUGCAAGUAUUACAACGUACCGAAACGCAAUGGAGUAUCCUCGUCGAGAAAAUCUUUGCCCUGGAAGAUACCUUGAAGAAUUUGAAUUCGCGCGAUCGUGUCUACAAACGUACCUUCGACAAACCAAAAACUGUCGUCGGUAGGAUCUUCUACAGCUCUACCAUCGAAUGGUAUUGGAAGUGUGUAUUUGCUAGUUACAUGAAGAAAAUGCUGUCAGUCUUGGCUGGUAUCCUCUCCGUUGCCGUCGUUUGGUCCGAGGUGACGUUCUUCAACAAGCAGCCGGUCCUAUCGAUCUUCGCCUACAUUGUAAAUGUGGCCAAAAUCAAUUACGACUAUUCAACGAUUGAACUUAUGUCCACGCUCGUGAUCUUAUAUCUAUGCUACUGUGCCUAUUCGACAGUGCUGAAGAUCAGAGUUCUGAAUUUGUACUACCUAGCACCUCACCAUCAAACCAACGAGUACAGUUUGAUCUUUUCCGGGAUGAUGUUGAGUAGAUUGACGCCUCCGCUUUGUUUAAAUUUCCUGGGCCUCAUCCACAUGGAUAGCCACAUCAUCAAGAAGCAAGUCUUGGAAACGCAUUACACGCAGAUCAUGGGUCACAUGGACGUAAUUAAAAUUAUAUCCGAUGGUUUUAAUAUAUACUUUCCGAUGGCCAUACUGUUCUUCUGCGUUGCCACCUACUUCAGCCUCGGAGCGAGGUUGCUGUCCGCAGUCGGAUUCCAUCAGUUCAUCGGUGACGAUGAAAUUACAACGGAUCUGGUGAACGAAGGAAGAGAUCUCAUUAAGAGAGAAAAACGCAAAAGGCAACGAGCUGAAGAAGCGAUGAUGAGGAGGCGGGAAUUCCACGAGAGGUUCCCGCCCAGCGGUCGACUAAGGACCAGAGGGAGCACCGAUACAAGUAAGGUUCGCACCGUGCGCAAUGACGAUACGCAAGAAUCGACGUUGCUGCCCGGUCGUAAUCUGGAUUACGAAGGAACCAGAGAAGAGGUGGACACCAGAUUCCCACCAGACUUAGCCGACGAUAUAGACGCGAGAUUCGGGGUGAGCACCAGGAAUAUCAUCAAUGAGCGGUACGACAGCUCCAACGAGUUGGAAUUCUCUGACGGCUAUCAGCUGGACACGAACUACCGCAACAGGGUCGGCAUCCCUCCUAGAGGAAUCUUCGAUGAUGUCUAAUAAUAAACACGUAGUUAGAGAGCGUAA